AUGAUUGCUCGUAUUUCUACUAUCGUUUCCGUCGCUAUCACGGCGUUGAGCCUCGGUGCUCAAGCUGCCGCCGUCAACGACGUCUCUCCGGCCCUGAGCAACCCUUUGGAGGCCCGCGCUGGACUCUGCUGCGCGCUCGCCGUUGACAACAGAAUCCUCCAGACUGUCUGUCAGUACAUGUACGAGAACUGCGGCGGCUGGGGCAACUGCGUCCAGGGCAACGACAACCAGUGGUGCCGCCACUGCAUUGUCAACCACCCCGAGGACGAGGCUUGCCUGAAGCUUACCUGGCCUCCCGUUGACCCUGCCCCUGUUGGCAAGCGUGAUGAGAUCGAUGCCACCAUGGCUCCUGCUGAGCGUGACGUCUCCAAGGAAACCUACACCGGAUCUAAGGAUGUGCAGAAGCGCGCCCUUCACACCGACCACAUUCAGACCCAGGCCCUUGUCAACCAGGCUCAGUCCUAUGCCAGAACCUUCGGUCUCAUUACCAUCCGCAUCAUCGUCAGCGCUGUCAACGUCGUCACCUACAGCAUCCAGAACGCCGGAGUUCAGCAGGCUGCUUGGGAGAUUCUCGACUUGGCUACCGGCUGGCACGUCAACGGCAACGUUGAGGGCGGUGAGGUUAUUGGAGGACACGCCCCCAGCCAGGUCCUGGCCAAGGGUGGAGACAACUUUGAGUUGGACUUCAUCACCAACACCGGUGGUGCUUAA
Molecule: messenger RNA, 711 nt
Organism: Colletotrichum gloeosporioides
Lineage: Eukaryota; Fungi; Ascomycota; Sordariomycetes; Glomerellales; Glomerellaceae
Exons: 2
Coding region: 1-711 (236 amino acids)
Source: RefSeq, a predicted model, not a curated record